CAGAAUGUCACUCGUUGUUUACAUUAAUUCUAUUUAGCAUCAAGUUCAGCACGGAUCUCGAAUAUUUUUAAAAUCAGUGUUAGUUUUCAAGUUUAUCCAAAAGAUCUGUGUAGUGCUCAGUAGAUUGGGAUAUUGUGCAAGUGUAGAGAGCGGAAAACGCAACGACAAUGGCAGACGAGAAUGAAAAUUCUUGCGAUAAAUUCGAUGACGUGAAGCCGGAUAAAAUGUUUACACUUAAAAAAUGGAACGCCGUUGCGAUGUGGAGCUGGGAUGUGGAGUGCGAUACCUGUGCUAUUUGCCGGGUGCAGGUUAUGGAUGCUUGCCUGCGUUGCCAAGCCGAGAGUAAGAAGGACACCCUCGGACGUCAAGACUGUGUAGUAGUUUGGGGCGAGUGCAACCACUCCUUCCACCAUUGCUGCAUGUCGCUGUGGAUUAAGCAGAAUAACCGCUGCCCUCUUUGCCAACAGGAGUGGUCCAUUCAAAGAAUGGGAAAAUAAAUCUAUGUACUGAAGACGGAAACAAAGAUCUGGAUAAUUUGCUAAAUCAAUUUAUUUCCUUAGUUUACAGUGCUCGUACUCAAGUAAGUGCAAAAAUAAACAUUUUAAUUCGCAAAAACUAA
Messenger RNA from Wyeomyia smithii (pitcher-plant mosquito), 619 nucleotides. It is a transcript of the gene Roc2, whose product is annotated as RING-box protein 2. The coding region runs from base 168 to 497 and encodes 109 amino acids. The record is from RefSeq and is a predicted model, not a curated record. Gene Ontology annotation, molecular function: cullin family protein binding; ubiquitin protein ligase activity; zinc ion binding. Lineage: Eukaryota; Metazoa; Arthropoda; Insecta; Diptera; Culicidae. Gene Ontology annotation, cellular component: nucleus; Cul5-RING ubiquitin ligase complex. The transcript has 2 exons. Gene Ontology annotation, biological process: ubiquitin-dependent protein catabolic process; protein ubiquitination.